AUUAGAUCUCACCGUCUCUCUGUCUAAACAGCAGCAAUGAUCGGAUUACUUUUCACUCUCUGUCUCUUUGGAACUGUGAAAUUAUCUGACAUCACUGAUCUUCAAGUACAAACAGUGAGGCGGGGAGACAACACGACAAUAAAAUGUGACCAAAAAGCAGCCAAAGAUCAUUUAUUAGUCUGGUACCAACAGAGUUUAGGAAAGCUGCCUCAGUACAUCGUGAGACCAUUUGUGAGUGAAGUAAACUCUCCUCAAGAGUCUAAAAAAGAAGUAACGUACAGAUUCAAAAACAGCCGCUUCACUGUGGAUAAUAAGACAUUUGAUCUCAGCAUUAAUGGAAUCAAAGAAGAAGAUGUAGGAAUAUAUUUCUGUGCAAAUUUAAAAUCAGCUGCUUUAGAGUUUCUAUCUGGAACCCUUUUACUGUUUGCAGAUGAGAAGACUGACCAUCAUCCUCCACCUAAACCUGCUAUCAAGAAUGAAGAAGCUGUUAAACUCCAGUGUUCAGUACAAGCAGUUACUCUGAGCUGUUCAGGAGAUCACAGUGUGUACUGGAUCAGACACGGAUCAGGAGAAUCUCAUCCAGGAAUCAUCUGCAUUCAUCCACACACCAGUGAUGCGUGUAAGAAAAGCUCUGAGACUGAUUCUCCUCCACAGAGCUGCGUCUACAAACUCCCCAAGAGAAACUUCAGCCUCUCUGAUGCUGGAGCUCACUACUGUGCUGUGGCUGAAUGUGGAGAUGAAGCUGAAUCUACUGGAAAAGAAAAUAUCAGCUGGACUGUUGUUGUCUUGAUAACGUCUAAUGUGAUAUCUGUUAUUGUGAUCGCGGUUCUGGGUGGACUCUUAUGUAAGAAACAACAAGAAGGUUCUGUCAGUGGUCACCAAGACAACUCAAAACAUGAGGUUGAGGAUACAGAUGCCCUGAACUAUGCGACUGUGAAAUUUGCUAAGAAACCUCCUUCCAGAGCCCCCACAGUCGAGGAGAGUCAAGAUAUUUAUUCACAGGUUAAAGUACGAUAG
Molecule: messenger RNA, 1017 nt
Organism: Pygocentrus nattereri (red-bellied piranha)
Lineage: Eukaryota; Metazoa; Chordata; Actinopteri; Characiformes; Serrasalmidae
Exons: 6
Coding region: 37-1017 (326 amino acids)
Biological process (GO): response to bacterium
Source: RefSeq, a predicted model, not a curated record